AGACACCUAAUCACCAAAGAGUAGAUGCAAAUUAAACAACAGACUGAUCAUUUCAAACGACUGUUAAGCCCAACAUCACCUAUAACUCGUAGAGAAAUACGACACACAACCACAGAAAUGUCAGUAAACACCAAUCUCUCAACAAAAGCAGACGAUUCCAGUGUCAUAAAAUUACUAGAAGGUGGCGGGAAAAGCGGCAGAACCACACGGAAUUACCCCGGAAGCACUGAAAAUGGACCCAGAGACCUCAGUCACCAUCCUCACGCCAUUAUUACAGCAAGUUUGGAAGGAAAGGUUCCUACUGAUUGGAAGAAAGGCUACAUUGUCAGGUUACCAAAGAAGGGUGACAUGGGACUAUGCAACAACUAGUGUGGAAUUAUGUUCCUAUACGCGCCAAGCGAUUAUUACGUCGCGUUAUCCUGG
Molecule: messenger RNA, 423 nt
Organism: Trichobilharzia szidati
Lineage: Eukaryota; Metazoa; Platyhelminthes; Trematoda; Strigeidida; Schistosomatidae
Source: the annotation of a GenBank genome assembly